UCUGUUUUGAAUGUGUCUGUUAUAGAACUGGUGGAAGAAACCGUCUUCUUUUGCUCAUUUUUAUAGUGUUUAGGGUUAUUUCCACCAUGAGUAGAAGAAGGGGAAGGAGCUGCAGCUCAGAUGAAGGACUUGACAGCUUUCGCAUCCCGGCAUUUGAGAGAGGAGACAUUGGGCUAUUAGAUGACGAAGAUGGCUGCGAUGUACUUCUAGGUUCUCGUUUAGAGGAGGAAUUAAACUGCAGUAUUGAAAAGAUGAGGGAAGAAGAGGCCAUCCCCAUUGCUAGAUUGAUUCGUCUGGAAGGAUCAUUAGGUAGCAGCAGUCAAGGAAGUAGUAACAACAGUCCACAUCCAGUUGUGAUGGAAUCAGCAGCUGCACAUCUCAGUGGCACACUAGAAUUGCUAGAGGACGUGGAAAUGCCUUCACUGAGUUUGUGUGAAAGUGCAGAGUUAGUGUCUCUGGUGUCUAUAUCACCAAACAGCCCCGUAAAGUUGGGUUUUAGCUUUAAGGAUGAAGGCCCUGCAAAUGGCACUUUUGUGGCUAAAGAGCAGAGGGGGAAUGUGUAUUCUGUAUCAUCUUCAAAUUACAGAAAGCCACCUCCUACAGAAGAAUUUGAUAUCGCAGACAAAAUUGCCAUGUUGAGUGCAAUGCCUUCCAUAUCUCCCUCAGUCAACACACUCAUAACACUGGAUGAGAAAGAGACCUUGCAAAAGGAUGCACGAAGAAUGACCCUAGACCAAACUAAGUCGUUCUCGGGGGCAUUCUUAGCUGAGGCAUGUGGCAUUGUUGAAGAGCUGGACGGAUUAGCAGCCAACAUGACCUCAUCACCCCUUGCCUCUCCUGAGCGACAGGUAUCCCCAGAUAGGAGAAUGACAUUAGGACCAGAUAUGGAUCUCUUAGAUGUGGAAAACAUGAAUGACAGUCUCCUCUCAUCUUUAGCAAUUGCUAAUUCACCUGUGAAGAUACCAGUAUUAUCUGUUGAGCCUUCUCCAUUGCCAGAUCAUGAAGAGAAGGAUAAGGCUCUACCAGUCUCAGUGAAAGCAGUUGAUUGUACAUACGAUCGACUUGCCCGACUGCUGAAUGAGACUCAGGAUAUUGUUAGUGGACCUGCUGCCACUGCCUUAGGAAAAGUUGGUGAUGUAAAACCUAGGGCAGUCGACUCUACUUUCGUGCAGAGUAACAACCAGAAACUCUUGAACUCUACUUUCGAUAGAGAACAACUUCCUGCUGAGCAGAAUCUGGCCAAGAAUCCAAAUGCAAAUGCAACCUUUGAUCAGAAGCAUUUGAUUGACGCAACCAACAAAACGUUUGACAGGUUGGAGCACCAAAUGGCGGCAAAUACAACAUUUGAAAUGCUUGAAAACAACCUCAUAAACACAACCUUUGACAGGAAGGAAAACCAGGAAGCAAAUACCACCUUUGACUUCCAGGCAGGUACUGAGGCUAAAAAUGAAAAUCUGAACAUAACGUUCGAAAAGGGAGAAUACAAGAUUCCCUCCAUGAAUGAAACUGUCAACUUGAUGGAUGCAGAAGGAGAUGUGUUGAAGCUGAUUCUGGACUCCACUCCCCAAAAAUCAAGCAAAGGCACACCUGAGGCCGCUUCCACACCAAAAGGAGCAGCCAAGCCACAGCAAAUAGCUUCCAAAGGAACGAUUACGAAAGAUCCUACACAGUCAUUCCUUCACCGCAUGUCAUUGAAUUUAAGGAACGAGCAAGCCAAGGCUGCUGCCCCAGAAAAUAGCCAGCAACCAGCAGCAGAGCCACAUUCUCACGCUCAAGGACUGAACAAUAGAAAUGCUGUCCCAGGAUUCAAAAUGGGACACUUGGACCAGCAGGCAGUGAGCCACCAGCUGAGACGCCUUCACAAUGCCCCUACAGCUAUGCGUAGUAUUUCAGGUCCAAUGAGGGCCUUGCCAAUGCACACAUUUCCAUUACAGCAAAGUUGUGGGAAACAAGUGGAAAGUGCAAGCACUCCAGAUGAUGAAGGCAUUACAGCCCUUGACUAUAACACUCCUGCUGUAAAAGAGGCAAAACCCACUUUCGGAUCCCUAAGUAGCAUUGAAAAUGAAAGACCAUGCACACCAGAUAUAGGGAUAGCAAUGGAUCAUCGAACAUCAACCCCAGAUGUUUUCAGGCCUGGUGAUCCUGGCAGUGGGCCUCGAAUUACUAGUACUCCAGCAAUGAGAGGUGGAGUUUUCUGUAGAAUGAUGGGCAUGGAUGGGCCUGCUCCAACACCCAUCAUUGCUCCAAUUUCACGGCUUCAGAGAGUUGUUAGCGUUUCCAGCACGGGGUCAUUGCCAGAAGUUAGUCAAGAUCCGAAGUGGCCUGGACUAUCACAUGAAUCCACCAAAGACAGUAAGGGCGGCAUUGGCACUCCAGCAAAUCAUCACUCAGGAAGAUCCAGACAAGCUCUUCCACUCAGUCAUCAAUAUGGAGAUAACCUUAUGGUUGAUGCUAUUGAAGGUGAUAUACAAGAUAAAAACUCUGAGCCUCAGUUACAGAAUGACGAUUUAAUUGAUGCAGGAAAAGAGAUGGAGGAGAAAGAGACUGUGGACAGUACAAGACACAACCAAGAUGGUAAUAUGCAAGGUGCCAUAAAUAAACAGUUACCUACAGCACAAGAAAAUUCCCAGCAAGCAUGUGAUGGCUUACCUGAUGAAACAGGAAGAAAGGAAAUAAGCAAAGACCUGAAGAAAGAUUGUCAAGAAAUACUAAACAGAACAUUAGAUAUACACCCUUCAACAGAAGUAAAUGAUGAUGUAAAUGAUGAUGGAAGUCACGCUACAAACAAUGAGAAUAUGAUUAAUGUAGAAGAGCCUGAAGAUGUUCUUACUGAAAAAAUACCAUCUGCAAACGUGCAUCAGUCUGAGAUCAGGAAUAACACAACACAGCCUCUAAUUAACAUUGCUGACCAUGAAGCAAAAACUGAUUGUGAAAAACAGACAGAUACUGCUGUCAUUACACAAAGCCAGUCUAAUAGUAAUAUUGAAGUAAAGGAAAAUUAUGAAGCUUCCAAUGCCUGUGAUCGUGAUUUACUUGUUAGUAUCAGUGAAAAGAACCCAAAGCAUAGCAUUGUGCCACAAGUCAUCCAAAAUGAAGUUUGCCUGAAUAAUACUUUUGAAGCUGAACAGUCAGAGUCUAAAAUAAAAACUGAAGACAUUCAUAUUCAGCAAGAAAACAUUCCAGAAGAUAAAAAGAACCUCUCAGAAGGGCCAGGGAAGGAAAUUUAUGCAGAGAAAAACCUUAACAAUAGCCAGGCAAAAGAAAACCCUAGACCCAAACGAAAUAACAGUGCUGAAAGUAAUGAGUCUUGUAACACUGAAGGAGAGUCACAUACUAGUAGCGAGAUGAACACAGAAUCCAGCAGACAGAUUAAAUUGAAAAGAUCAUUUACACAUACAAGAAAGGUACUAACACCUGUGUCAUCUACAAAACCCAAUGUUAAAGCUACAAAGAAAUUAGAUAAUAGUAGAAGUAGUACUUGUAGUAAUACAAGCUUCUCAAAGGCAGACCCAAAAACAUCACUAAAAAAAGGUGGUGGUCAGUCAUCCGGACCUACUGCAACAGAUAGCAAAAACCCACAAGCCAGGAUAAAACCUGCUUUAGGAAUACACAGAAGUUUACCUCAUUCCAGUCCAUCUCAGAAAUCAAAUAACAGCAUUACAAGGUCAAAUAAAGAGAAUGCCCCUGGCAAACAAGUUCAUGGAAAUACCAAACAGCCUGAAUCCCAGAUCAAGAGUAAGUUAUCUUUGACAAAAGGAAUAAAUCCACCAAAACGAACAGUCCUUGGCUCCUCAAACAUUCAGAUCAGGAAAAGCAUUGUUGUUCCGCCUGAGAAACUGAAAAAUGGACUAGCUUUUACUAAAAAUGCACCUCUCAGAGCUGACACUGGAGCUUUAAAAAAUAAAGAUCCUGGAGAACCAUUAAAAGCAAGGACUAAAUCAAUCCAGUCUAAUAGCACAGAUGGACAAUAUUUAGAUAGCAAAACCGUUAACCAAGGAAGAUUAAGACCACCAAAUAAAAGAAUGAAGCCAUCUUCUCCCCUCAAAAGUCCACCAAAAGCUGAACUCAGACAACCCCAAAAGCUCCCACAGUCUACCCAAAAGAUAACUGUGGGAUCCCAUUCUUCCAGAUUUACAAGUAAACUGGCAAGGCCACAAAUGGCUUCAGGUCUUCAACCCCCUUCCGCCCAAAUCAAGAUUACAUCAUCUGGGACCAGUGCAAUUUCCAAGCUGCCUGGAUUACGACCUCCAUCAAAUAUUAAGCCUGUGGCAGUGAAAAGGGUUUCUGGAAUAAUGCCUCCCACUACGAACAAGCCAAAUGUGCUUCGACCUCCAAAGCCAGUAGCUCAAUAAUUAAUCUUACCACACACUGAUCAGAUGCCAGUAUUUAUGGAAAAAGUACCAGGUAAUUAUUUGGAUAGUUACAGUAAGGCUAUAUUCAGUUAUUAAAAUUGUAGGUAUAUGUAAAUUUGAAUGUAUCAGUGGGUGCAAGAUGAUAAUAUACCUAUUUUUGCAUUUUAGAAUAUAUAUGAGAUAUGUUGAUAAGCAAUUUUAGUAGUGAUACACGAUUGAUUUCUUAGACAACUAACAUACGUGAAAUGUUUUAUUGAUUAUUUAUUAUAUUAUGUCCAUUCACAUGAUGGAACCAUGGAAUUUUAUUUCAUCUGUCAUUUUAGUGCUUUAAAUAUAUAAUCUUCAAGAUAGAGAUUACUAUUUUCCUUGUUUUUCUAGGUGUAAAAAUGCGAUAUUUUGAAAGGAUACAUAAUAACAGUGUACAUAAUAUUUUGAAUAAAGUUAUAUGUUCAUAUAUUACUUACAACCCAUGUGUGUGUUUAUGAGUCUGUCACCCCCAAUCCCCUGCUCAUUCUUGCGGGGAAAUUAUGAGACCGUGACUAACGCCCAAGGUAGGAGAUCACCCCUACCUUGGACCUCAUCUUAACUAAUUUUGCAUGGUCUUUUGUUCUUCCCCUUCUUCUGUCCACUUCCCAAAGUGUGAUAGCCUUAUCUUCACCUUGCCUAUCUAAAUUUGAUUUCAUUGGUUUCUCAAUCCCUGCCUCCUCUUUGAACAUGGAUUCCACCACUGAUAUUAAUAUUCCCCACCUCAUUGUUUAGUGACAACUCUGUCGAUUCUGAACCACCAACCCAGGUCAUUACUUAACCUGCAGAUGGCAGCCCUUCCUCUCUCCAUCUCCUAAUGUACAGUCUUCAUUGUCUAUCCCCUCCCUCCGUAUCACUAGUCUUUAUCCUUAUAAUUGUCUUCCCUACAGUACUACCUCACUGCACACUACCCCAUCUUCCUCCCACCCUCAUCCUUCUACUGGUUCCACCUCUACAAACCUUCAGAGUACAUUUUUUGGCCCUGCCAAGUGGGUUAAUUCUUUAUGAUUCCACUUACAUCCCCUUACUCUGACAGUAUUAGUCUUUUCCAACAAUGUCUUCAAAAACAAGUAGGCAAAAUUUCCUUUUGCUGUCAUCCCAAUUGUUUACACCUUGUCACACCUACAUCCCAGUCCCCAGCUCUUACAUUAUUUACCCUGACUGACCUCACCGGCAUGCCAAACCUCACUCCUCUUUUACUGGAACUCCCCAACUGCUUGCCCUAGCUACAAGAACUGGUCCAACUGAAAACGACCUGCAUGCCUGCCUUGUUGACCAUGAUGCGGUAUCAGAACAGUGCUACACUAUUCUUUGCAGAGGCUAGCAUAAGUCAUUUCAUCAAUAUUGCCAAGGUUAGCUUCUGCAGACAUGACUUCCCCCAUAAAGUUUACAUUGCAGGAGUGUCCUCCCAAACCUUACUGACCCCUUCCUCAUCAGGUCAAAUGUUGGCAGUUUAGCCAUCCAGCCAAACACUUGAUCCACAGCUCUCUGCUCUCUCUGUGCCUGGUCAUGACCGUGCAGAUUGUUUUGCUAAGUCAUGUACAUAUGCCAAUUGUAGUGGCUCCCAUAAUGAACUUUACAGUAGUUUCCCUGCCAACAAGCUUGAAUGUGAGGUAGCAGUUCUCAGAUUCAAAUAAGGCCUUACUCUACAUGUGGCCAGCCAAGAAUCAUGGCAACAAGGUUUUUCUCUCUUUACAUGUUUCAAAACUCCUUCCUAUCUUUUCAAGAUGUCUCAGUAUCUCUUCCCUCUUCACAUGAAUCCCUUCAGUUGCAAGUGUCAUCCUCCGGACCCCUUCCCUCCUGACAAUAUUCCUAAUACUUUAUUUCCCAGUUCCCUUACCUCCCUAGAUUAUUCUCCUACUUCAAUAGACAUUUCUACCCAAAUUACCAGGUGAUUGUUUCAUAAUGUUCCUCUUCCUUCCCCAGCCAUAGACACAUUCCAUUUCAUCCAAUCACCCUACACCCUUAACCCUUUCCUUAUUUUACUAAUCUCUGCUUUACUUCAUUUGUUCCAUCUUUACCCUUUUAGCCAUAGUACUUUCCCAUUGUUCUGUAUUACCUUUCAUGUCUAGCAUAUUUAUUUGUUUAGACUAUUAACCAUUAUGUAUGUAUGUGUGUGUCUGUGUCUGUGUCUGUUC
Molecule: messenger RNA, 6514 nt
Organism: Penaeus vannamei (Pacific white shrimp)
Lineage: Eukaryota; Metazoa; Arthropoda; Malacostraca; Decapoda; Penaeidae
Source: RefSeq, a predicted model, not a curated record